This is a messenger RNA of Podarcis lilfordi (Lilford's wall lizard), 4012 nucleotides long. The record is from the annotation of a GenBank genome assembly. Lineage: Eukaryota; Metazoa; Chordata; Lepidosauria; Squamata; Lacertidae.
AUGGAGAUCCGCUCAAUGGGAAAGGAGCCCGGGAGCUGCGGUGGGAAAGCGAAACUGAAAGUACUCCGCCGGAUGACGUGUUUGUGGGGGAGGAGUAAGUCAGGCAAGGAGGGGAGUCCACGGCGGGGGGGGGCAGCGAUGUGCCCUUAUUUUGGACGGAGAGGCGGGCAGAGGGGACUCCGGGUAUUCCCACAGGCCGCUUCUCUGCAGCGCUUGUUUCUUUCUUCUUCUUUUCAUGGGGUUCCUCCCCUCCCCCCGUAUUGUACUCUGUGAACCGCUCUGAGAUCAUAGGAUGGAAGGGCAGUCUAUAAAUAAACAAAACAAAUACAUUAAUUGAAAAAGCGAAGCUUCGCCCUAUAUGUCAGCACACCCUAUAUUUGUCGCCUCUCUCUCCAUAGCCAAGAGGGGGAGCGAGGGAGGGGCAGCCCCCCCAAAGAAUCAAUAAAGGUAAAGGACCCCUGACAGUUAAGUCCAGUCGGGAACGACUCUGGGGUUGCGACGCUCAUCUCGCUCUAUAGGCCAAGGGAGCCGGCGUACAACUUCCGAGUCAUGUGGCCAGCAUGAUUAAGCCGCUUCUGGCGAACCAGAGCAGCGCACGGAAACACCGUUUACCUUCCCGCCGGAGUGGUACCUAUUUAUCUACUUGCACUUUGACAUGCUUUCGAACUGCUAGGUUGGCAGGAGCAGGGACAGAGCAAAGGGAGCUCACCCCGUCGUGGGGAUUCGAACCGCUGACCUUCUGACCUGCAAGCCCUAGGCUCAUCUGCAAAGAGGCUCUGUAACUUGUGUUUCCCUCCGGGCUCUGGAGGAGGUGAAUCACAGCCCUGCUUUUUUCUCCUUUCCUCGCUCCUUCUGCGCAGAACGUCUCCUUUGAGCUCCGUCCCAGGGAGGUGGUGGCGCUUGUGGGAAGGGCAGUGGGAAGAGCACCUGCGUGGCACUGCUGGAGCACUUCUAUGAGCCCCAGUCCGGGGAGAUCCUGCUGGACGGGGUCCCGAUCCGGGAUUAUGAGCACAAGUACCUGCACAGCAAGGUGAGCAGGGAGCCCACAAAGUGUGGCUGAUAUCAAACUCCUGUUUCCCCUUCAUUAUUUAUUAUUUAUUGAAUUUAUAUACCCCUGUAUACCCUCAGGUCUCAGAAUAAAAUCAUAAUAUAAAACCACACAAUCCAUAAUCCAUUCUUCCUUGUGGAAGAUGCAGAAAUGGCGAAACUCUACUGGAAGAAUAAGAAAUCAAGAUGACAAGGUUUUUUUGAUAAAAGAAUGGAAAUGGUUUAUGGAAUAUUUACAGAUAAAUUGUAAACAGAUAAAAACAGUGGCAGGAUUAUUGUAAUAACCUGCAGCUACAUAAGAGUAUGUAGCUACAGGGAGUUCCAAAGGAUUUUGGGAUUUUAGAGAGUUGUCAGUGCCACGGGGAAGGCGGUUCUGUUUUUCACUAAACAGGAAGCAUCUUCUGCAAAAGAGGAAACGACAGGGUGUGGCUGAGCACUGGAGAGGAAAUGUGGGUUGCAAAAGGCCAUGCCCACCAAAUAUUCGUGAUACACAAACACAUCCCAGCCUGGUACUUAAGCUGUAAACUGGCUUUUUCCAGGGGGUGUGACUGGAGAUGAUUCCCACAAGGAGAUGCUUGCAAGGAGCAGUUGCGGCUGUGGAGCCUUGAGAAGGGAUGGUUCAGAGGGGAUACGAGAGCCUUCUUCAGAUAUUUGAAGGGAUGGAAGGACCUGCCCCUUCCUGUUCUUUCAGCUUCUCAUCUUUCCAACUUUGAGUUCUGUACCUUAAUGCAGCAAUUUGUGGGUUUUGCUUUUAAAAAUCUGCAUGAAAAUUUUUCAUUAUUUCAGUGCAAAUCUCUCCUAAUGAACAUGUUAUUGUCUGCAGAUUUGACUAAUGCACACAUUUUUGCAAGCAAUUUCUCCUAAUAUAAAAGCAUUUUUGUAGGCUGUUUUCACUAACAUCUUCAUUUCUUGCACACAUGUUUGUAACGCUGAGUUGGAAAACAGGGUUGCAAAAUUCAGAGAAUUGUGAACGUUGAAGGUUCACCUGUGUUUCGGUUCUUAUAUUGUUUGAGAAGGUGCAAAUAUGGUGGAGUGUGCUUUAAAUGCAAACUGAAUCCAAUUUCCCCCUAGUUGUCACACUUCAUUCUGCCUGCAGGUGGCGCUAGUGGGACAGGAGCCGGUCCUCUUCUCUGGGUCCAUACGGGACAAUAUCGCCUAUGGGGUGCAGGAUUGCAGCCAGGAAGAGGUGGCAGCUGCAGCAAGAGAAUCCAACGCCUUAGGCUUCAUCAGUGAGCUGGAAGGAGGGUUCGCCGCAGGUGGGUGAAACCUCUUUCCUCCCGUCUCCUUUUGCCUCUGCAAAACUCCACACUCCUUCCAGAAAGGGCAGCUGGCCUGAUUCUUACUCUCUCUUCUCCCCACUGAGAUAACAUGAAUUUCUGUGGCCCACUGAAUUCCUCCAGGAAAAUUGGUGGGGCUCCAGUCUCUUGUGACGAGUGAGAAUUCCAGACUCUGAGCCUCAGCUCCUCUUGUCACUGUGCCCGACCCUCCACCCAACGGCUCACUCCAUUCCAUCAAAUGAACCCAGGAGUUCGGGAUCCUCCUUUACCUGCAACUCGCCUUUGCACCCUGCCACCACUCCCACUCCUCUGGCAAACAGGCUUUCUUUAGUCUGGCGGUUUUCCCCCUCUUCCCACCCCUUCUCUCUCAUUCCUGCCUCCCUGCAGAUGUCGGGGAGAAGGGAGGCCAGCUGUCCGCAGGGCAGAAGCAGCGCCUGGCCAUCGCCUGAUCCGGAACCCCAAGGUCUUGGUGCUGGAUGAGGCCACAAGUGCUCUGGAUGUGGAGAGCGAAGCUGCCGUGAGUGUCGGGGGAGGGGGAAAUUGUGGGACUUGGUUGACGUGAGAAGCGUUAGCCAUCAGUGGGUGUGGUGGUUUUAUAUUAUUGUAGGGACACGGGUGGCGCUGUGGUCUAAACCACUGAGCCUCUUAGGCUUGCCAAUCAGAAGGUUGGCAGUUCGAAUCCCCGCGACGGGGUGAGCUCCCAUUGCUCGGUCCCUGCUCCUGACAACCCAGCAGUUCAAAAUCACGCCAGUGCAAGUAGAUAAAUAGGUACCGCUCCGGCGGGAAGGUAAACGGCAUUUCUGCGUACUCUGGUUUCCAUCACGGUGUUCUGCUGCCCCAGAAGCGGUUAGGCCUGCUGGCCACAUGACCCGGAAAGCUGUCUGUGGACAAACGCCGGCUCCCUCGGCCUGAAGUGAGAUGAGCGCCACAACCCCAUAGUCACCGUUGACUGGACUUAACCAUCCAGGGGUUCUUUACCUUUGCCUAUGUUAUUGAUAUUUAUAAUAUUAAUAAAUGGACUUGCAUUUUCCAGUGCCAGUUAGCUUUUAGACCUUAUCCUUUCAGUUUCUCUAUCAUUAUUUUUCCAGUUUGGCCAACCUUAGGAUGACAAAAUUAUAUCUAUCCUGGACUGCAUGCUAUUCUGCCGCCCAAAUUCUGGGCUACCUAACAUGGGCAGGGUAAUAAUAAUAAUAAUAAUAAUAAUAAUAAUAAUUAAAAAAAAUAUGUGGCGCACUCAAAGUUCUAUAUCCUUGUGUGGGAAAACAGCAGGAUUCAUAAUGCUUACAAACAUCUCUCUCAAUCUCUCUCUUACACACACACAGCCAGUGGUUAGUGUGUUAGACUGGGACAGCGGGUUCAAAUCCCCACUCAGCCUUGAAGCUCACUGGGUGACCUUGAGCCCAUCCCUGCCUCUCAGCCUAGGCUACCUCGCAGGGUUGUGAGGAAGAGCCCCAUAUACGUCACCUUGAGCUUCUUGGAGGAGGGCUGGGAUAGAAACCUAAUAAAUAAAUAAAAUAAAUCUAAUAGGGGUUUCUGGCUUCUUCCCCCAGAUCCAGCAGUCACUGAUGAGCGGCCGGGCCAGGGCGGUGCUGGUGAUCGCUCACCGGAUGCAGACGGUGGAAGCCGCGAACAGGAUCGUCGUCCUGGAGGGUGGGGAGGUUGUGGAGGAGGGACGCACUCUGAGCUGA